AUAUAGAGAAAAUAUGCUUCUGCUCUAUAACGCCAUUCAAAUAUAUAUUUCAGUACAACUUACAUUUGUUUUUAAGAUAUAUCAUCAGAGCAAGUAUUACCUUAAUUGGAAACAAAGCUAUCUUCAAAAUUAGAAGCUCGCUGAGAACAGAUCCAUGUGUCCUAGAAGUCAUCUCGACAAUUUGGAGGAAAACUGAUGUCUUGUAAGUAGUUUACUUCUUCACCAAACCCUUCAACUUUGUUCAUGUUGUGUGUUUAAUUUAAGAAACCUUCCAUUUGAGGAAACCAUAGAGUAGUAGAAAAAACGAACAAAAACUCAGAACCAUCAACCAUGUUGACUCCUCAUAUGUUGAUAUUUAUGUUCUGUAGUGAUACUUAACUUUGUUCAUUCUGUUGUUUACUUCUUCACCAAACCCUUAAAAACCUUCCAUAUUAGGAAACCUUAUUCUCAAACACAUUUUCAACCAUCAUGACUCCUCAUAUGUUGUUAUGUUACCUUACAACAUUGUUUCACUUGAUUUUCAUCACAUUAGCUCAAACUGAUAACUAUAUCAUUUUCAUGAACAUAUCAGUCAUGCCUAAACCAUUCUUAACACAACACACAUGGUACAUUUCCACUCUUUCCUCUGCUUUAGAGAACCCUCAACUCAUUUCUUCCAAGUUAAUUUACACCUACACACAUGUCAUCAAUGGUUUCAGUGUUAACCUUUCUCCAAAAGAACAUCAAGCUUUGACAAAUUCACCCGGAUACAUUUCAUCCGUAAAAGAUUUACAGAUGAAACUAGACACUACAUAUUCCCCUCAAUUCCUUGGUCUCAAUCCCAAAGUAGGUGCUUGGCCUGAUUCAGAAUUUGGUAAAGGUAUAGUUAUUGGUUUGGUUGACACCGGAAUUUGGCCAGAGAGUAAAAGCUUCAGAGAUAACAAAAUGUCCAAUAUUCCUUCAAAAUGGAAAGGACACUGUGAAGAUAGCAUUCACUUCAAUUCAUCCCUCUGUAACAAAAAACUCAUCGGAGCUAAAUUCUUCAACAGAGGAUUAUUAGCACAGGAUCCCAAUGCAACCUUAGGUUUAAACUCCACACGUGACACAGUAGGUCACGGAACCCACACUUCGUCAACAGCAGCCGGAAGCAGAGUUGAUAAUGCAUCUUUCUUUGGUUAUGCAGCUGGAACAGCUUCAGGAGUUGCUCCGAAUUCGCAUGUCGCAAUGUAUAAGGUUGUAUGGAAAGAUGAAUUAGUUUCAUCUGAUGUAAUAGCUGCAAUUGAUGCUGCAAUAUCAGACGAUGUUGAUAUUCUUUCAUUAUCAUUUGGGUCUACAGAAUUUGUACCUUUGUAUGAAGAUCCACUAGCCAUAGCAACAUUUGCAGCUAUGAAAAAAGGUGUUUUUGUCUCGUGUGCAGCUGGAAAUGGCGGUCCUGACCUUGAAACUCUUCACAAUGGAAUGCCUUGGGUGAUAACUUCUGCCGCUGGUACUAUGGAUAGAGAUUUUCAAGGGAUUCUUACACUUGGAAAUGGUAACAAAGUCAUGGGAUUUUCUGUUUAUGUAGGAACAUUUUCUUCACAUAAUGUUCCGAUUGUUUUCAUGGGUUUAUGUGACAAUGUUAACGAACUGAAAAAAGUGAAGAGAAUGAUUGUGGUUUGUGAAGACAAGAAUGGAACUAGCCUUUCUUAUCAACCUGGUAAUUUGGGUGAAGUAAACGUUUAUGGAGCUGUUUUGAUUUCAAAUACCGCCGACACAUACUAUUCAUCGGAUGAUUACACUAUCGGUUUCCAGAAUAGUUUGGCAGCCAUCUUUGUUGAUCCAAUACAUGGGGAAAUCAUCAAAGCCUACAUCAAGAGUUAUUACAACUCUAAUCACUCUUCGAUAGCAAGCAUGUCUUUUAGGAAAACAGGUUUUGGUCUGAAAACAGCACCUAGUGUUGAUUCUUACAGCUCAAGAGGGCCAUCGUAUAGCUGUCCAUUUGUGUUGAAACCAGAUAUUACUGCACCCGGUACUUCGAUCUUAGCGGCAUGGCCUUCAAAUGUCACGGUGGCACAAAAAUAUUUUAGAGAUUUCAAUUUGGAUAGUGGAACAUCUAUGGCAUGUCCUCAUGUUGCUGGUGUCGCAGCGCUUGUGAAAGGCACACACCGUAAUUGGAGCCCUGCGGCUAUUCGGUCAGCAAUAAUGACAACAUCGGACAUAUUGGAUAAUAAUCAGGAACACAUCAAAGACAUUGGAACUGGAAGCAGGGCAACCCCUUUUGCAUUGGGAGCUGGGCAUGUUAAUCCAAAGAGAGCACUUAACCCAGGACUUGUUUAUGAUGUUGGUGUACAAGAUUAUGUGAAUCUUCUUUGUGCACUAAACAUCACACAGAAAAACAUCACAGCCAUUACAAGAUCCUCUUCCAAUGAUUGCUCUAAACCUUCAUUGGAUCUUAACUACCCUUCUUUUAUUGCAUUUUUCAAUGGUGAAAAUUCUUCGUCAAAGACAAUACAAGAAUUUUAUAGAACAGUUACCAAUGUUGGCGAGGGACAAGCAACUUAUGUUGCUAGCAUUACUCCAAUUGAAGGGUUUCGCGCCACUGUGAUCCCAAACAACUUGGUGUUCAAUGAGAAGAAUGAGAAGCUAAGCUACAAGUUGAGGAUUGAAGUUGCAGCAACUACAAAAUUAAAGGAAUUGGAUUUUGGAUAUCUAACUUGGAUGGAUACGAAGCAGCAUGUUGUUAGGAGUCCAAUUGUGGUCACAACCCUCAAAUUGAAAUCCUAGAUUUAUAUAUUGUGAUGAUGUAGGAGAUGUUAUUAUCAUAUGACUCAAGUGAUUUAAAAUGUAAUUUAACUAAGGAAGUAUUUGAUAAAUGAUAUUCAUUCUUCACUGACUAAAAUUGUUUAGUAGGAGAUGUUAUUAUGUUGUUUAUAUGUAAUUUCAUUUCUCAACUAUCUUUCUUGUUUUAUGUUUUGAUGGUGCUGAGAUAUGUAGCUAUAUAUCUUUUCUUUUAUGGUGUGAUCCAAACUCAGUAGCUACAUAUAUAGGCACUGAAUGUGUUUAUCAGUCUGCUGGGUCGAUCCUUUUUCACAGCAUUGUGAAGUAAUAUGGGGAAAUAAAUAAGUGUU
This is a messenger RNA of Trifolium pratense (red clover), 3086 nucleotides long. RefSeq names its product subtilisin-like protease SBT1.9. The transcript has a single exon. The coding region runs from base 469 to 2742 and encodes 757 amino acids. Gene Ontology annotation, molecular function: serine-type endopeptidase activity. Gene Ontology annotation, biological process: proteolysis. The record is from RefSeq and is a predicted model, not a curated record. Lineage: Eukaryota; Viridiplantae; Streptophyta; Magnoliopsida; Fabales; Fabaceae.